Messenger RNA from Eremothecium gossypii ATCC 10895, 3696 nucleotides. RefSeq names its product cohesin subunit SMC3 (gene SMC3). NCBI's taxonomy places the organism in Eukaryota, Fungi, Ascomycota, Saccharomycetes, Saccharomycetales, Saccharomycetaceae. Gene Ontology annotation, molecular function: ATP hydrolysis activity; cohesin loader activity; protein binding. The record is from RefSeq and is marked provisional. The transcript has a single exon. Gene Ontology annotation, cellular component: chromosome. Gene Ontology annotation, biological process: mitotic sister chromatid cohesion. The coding region runs from base 1 to 3696 and encodes 1231 amino acids.
AUGUACAUAAAGAAGGUGAUUAUACGGGGCUUUAAGACCUACAAGAACAAGACUGAGAUUGAUAACUUCUCUCCUCAUCAUAAUGUUGUAGUUGGUUUUAACGGUUCUGGUAAGUCUAACUUCUUCGCCGCCAUUCGCUUUGUUUUAAGCGACGAUUACACCAAUUUGAAACGGGAGGAACGACGGUCGCUUAUCUAUCAGGGAACUUCAUCAGUUAUGUCAGGCUAUGUGGAAAUUGUAUUUCACGGUGCGGAGAACCGGACGCUACUUGGUGCUCAGGAUGGCGGCGUGAUUCACAUUCGACGGACAGUUGGCCUAAAGAAAGACGAAUACAUGAUUAAUAACAAAAACGCCAGCCGCAGCGAUGUACAGCGGCUGUUGGAAUCCGCUGGUUUCUCUACGUCGAAUCCCUAUAACAUUGUCCCACAGGGCAGGAUUGUAUCUCUCACCAACGCGCAGAACCGCGAACGCUUACAGCUCCUUGAAGAAGUCAUCGGUGCGAAGUCCUUUGAGCGGAAGCUUAAGGAAUCCUUGCAAAAGAUGGAGACAACUGAGAAAAAUCGCGAGAAGAUACGUAUAGAACUUGAGGAGGUCGAGGCGAAGCUUAACGAACUAGAUGAGGAAAGAAAGGAGUUAGAGAAAUACAACUCGCUUGACAGGAAGAGGAAGAUGUGCCAGUUUGCUCUCUAUGACCGUGAGCUGAAUGAGGUAACAAGUAUGGUAGAGAAGUUGGAUGGCGAGUAUACUAAUACGUUGGUACUUUCUGAACAGUAUAUACAAGAAUUGGAAAAGAGGGAAAGCCUGAUCGAGACUUUAACCAAAAGUUUGAACCAGCUGGGCUCAGAAUUGAAAAUGAAGGAGUCUACAGAUUUACAGCAAGCUAAAGAUUCUGAAUUGGAACUCGCGAAACACCUGGCCGACCUCAACGUGAAAUACGAAGAGCUAAUAUCCCAGAACAACGCCCUAAAGGAACAGUCUGCGUCAAACUCUGAAAGUUUACUAGCUAUUCGCUCGCAAAUCGCUGUGAAGGAACAGCAGCUAGCAAGGCUAUCUCCUCGUUUUGAACAACUAACUAUAGAAGAAGCUGCUAUGAAGGCCGAAUUUAAGGCCCUUCAACAGCGCCAAAGAGAUUUGUUAGCUAAGCGUGGCAAAUAUUCGCAAUUUAGAAACAAAGCUGAAAGAGAUGCUUGGAUAGAUCAGGAGCUCUCUAUUCUGAAAGAGGAACUACAGUGCUCUAGCAUUGCACUUACUUCCAUUUCGGAAGAGCGGGACAGUUUAAGAAUUAAGCUCACUACCUUAGAUGACCAAAUAAUGGAGCUAAACGACUCUGCGCACGGCCCUGGUAUAAAUGCCGAGUUAGAAGAUGUUCAACAGGAACUAACCGUUUUAAAAAAAGCACAUUUGUUCAAGAUCGAUGAACGGAAACAGCUAUGGAGGUCAGAACAAAAGAUCCAGUCGGUACUUGAAUCUCUGGUGGAUGACGUUAAAAGAGCAGAAGGUACUCUAAGUGAAACAAUGGAUCGCAGCUUAGCCACUGGCCUAAAGAAUGUAAGUGAAAUAGCUCAGAGACUAAAUUUACCAGAGGGCUCUGUUUUUGGUCCUCUUGGUGAACUUAUCAAGAUAAGUGAAAAGUACAAAGCAUGUGCGGAAGUUGUUGGAGGUACAUCGCUUUUCCAUGUCGUGGUCGAUACAGAGAAUACAGCGGCACUUCUUAUGCAAGAACUCUACAAUUCAAAGGGCGGUAGAGUUACAUUCAUACCCUUAAACCGGGUCCACGUGGACUCAAAUAUUGUAUACCCUUCCAACGAUGAGCACCAUUGCACCCCUCUGAUAAAGAAGAUUAAAUAUGACCCGAAGUUUGAAAGAGCCAUAAAGCACGUUUUUGGCAAGACUAUCGUGGUGAAGGACUUGAACCAGGGUACAAAGUUGGCGAAGCAGUUUAGACUGAAUGCCAUCACAUUAGAUGGCGAUAAAGCGGACAGCAGAGGUGUCUUGACGGGUGGCUUUCAUGAUCAUCAUAAGCAGAAGCGACUAGACUCAAUGAGAGAUCUAAAAUCUCUCAAGAAAGAGCAACAGGGAAAUAAAUCCCAACUGGAAGAAGUUAAAGAGAAACUUCAUAGCAUAGAUCAAGAAAUUGAUGAAUUGAAUGAUAAGAUUAAGAAAUCAAUGAGUAGAAGGGAAAUGAUUUUGACUCAAGUCGAAGCAGUAAACAUCAAAUUGGAAAAGGCUAAGAGGGAAAGAUUCUUACUCGAAGAGACAAUGGUGCAGCUCAUUUCAAAAGAAGAAAAGGCAAAAAUUAAUCAAAAGUUGCUACAGGAUAAAUUAGAUAUGUAUACAGAGGAUUUGUCCAGAGAUUUUGACACUGAAUUAACUCUUACAGAAAGGGAAGAACUAGACGAAAUUGCCAAGAAAUUGCCUGAUUUAGAAAAUCUGCUGAAUACAACUACUGACGCGUUAAGCUCUGUUGUUGUAAAGAUAGACUCUUUGAAAGCCGAAUUGGAUUCCAAGCUCAAGCCACAGGCGAAAGAAUUGGAGGACCAGCCGAAUGAAAUCAUGUCAACGACUGCUAUUCAAAAUUUACAAGAACAUAUUGAUGCUGUAGAGGAUGAACGAAAAACAUUACUGGAGCGGAAAUCUACUGUUGAUAAUGAAGUGCAGAAGAUAUCAGAGAUUAUUGAUACCCUCAAGAGCCGUCAGGAAGAAGAGGAGAAAUCACUGGAAAAAGCUAACUCCCAGCAACGUGCUUUAUUAAAGAAACUAGACAACUAUCAGAAAGAAGCGGAAAAGUCAAUGCUCAGAAAAAUGACGCUGUCUACCAGGCGUGACGAACUGCAACAGAAAAUAAGGGAUAUCGGCUUGCUUCCAGAUGACUCAGCAGAUAAAUACCAUAACAUGUCUAGCAGUGAGCUGCUGAAAGAAUUGAGUUCCAUAAAUGAUAAAAUAUCCAAGAUGACAAAUGUGAACAAGAGGGCCUUGGAGAACUUUAAGAAAUUUGACGACAAACAAAAAGAUGUUAUGAAGCGCGCUAAGGAGCUUGAUGAAUCAAAAGAAUCCAUUGAAAAGCUGAUCGACAAAUUAAAAAAACAAAAGGUAGAGGCUGUUGAAAAUACCUUCAAAAAGGUAUCUGAGAACUUUACACAGCUUUUCGAAAAGAUGGUCCCCAGAGGUACUGGUAAGUUGGUGAUUCACCGCAGGGAGAAUGAGCCAAGCAAACCAUCUAAACGCCAACAGAAAAAGAGAAAACGCCAGGAGACUGAAGAUGUACAUUUCAAUGACGAUCAAGAUGAAAAUUCAAGUCAGGAUUCCAUUUAUUCAGGGGUCUCAAUCGAGGUUUCCUUUAACUCAAAGAAAGAUGAACAGGUCCACGUCGAACAACUUUCGGGCGGUCAGAAGACUGUUUGUGCGAUUGCUUUAAUUUUGGCGAUACAAAUGGUAGAUCCUGCUCCAUUUUACCUUUUUGAUGAAAUAGAUGCUGCCUUAGACAAGCAGUACCGUACAGCAGUGGCAGCAACAGUCAAACAAUUAUCAUCCCAAGCACAAUUCAUUUGUACCACAUUCAGAGGUGAUAUGAUUGCUGUAGCCGACCGGUUCUACCGUGUCAACUUCGAGAACAAAAUAUCAACUGUUGUUGAGGUGACGAAAGCAGAAGCAUUGAAUUUUGUUACUGGUAGAGAGAAGAAUGAGAAUGUAAUUUAA